Molecule: messenger RNA, 1743 nt
Organism: Aspergillus piperis CBS 112811
Lineage: Eukaryota; Fungi; Ascomycota; Eurotiomycetes; Eurotiales; Aspergillaceae
Product: translation initiation factor eIF5
Exons: 1
Coding region: 237-1511 (424 amino acids)
Biological process (GO): translational initiation; formation of translation preinitiation complex; formation of cytoplasmic translation initiation complex
Cellular component (GO): cytosol
Molecular function (GO): eukaryotic initiation factor eIF2 binding; translation initiation factor activity; GDP-dissociation inhibitor activity
Source: RefSeq, a predicted model, not a curated record
CAUUCGAAGUCCUGUGGCUGAAAGCUAAGGGCUGCCGUAUUCGCUGUGUCCAUCAUUCGACUCAACUGAAAAAAAUUUCGAUCUCAACAACCGCCAUCAUUCCACCAAAAUUAGGAAUAUUCCACGCAUGUCUUGUUUUGUCAAGAUAUUCCUGGUCCAGAAUCCCUCCCGCUUCUUCUUCAUAUAACCAUCUCGCUUAGUCUCUUGAAGAUUUCACCAAUCAACCAACCGUCAUCAUGGCCACUGUCAACAUUCGUCGGGAUGUCUCCGAUCCCUUCUACCGUUACAAGAUGGAGCGCCUCCAGUCCAAGAUCGAGGGCAAGGGCAACGGUAUCAAGACCGUUGUCGUCAACUUGAACUCGGUCGCUCAGUCGCUCAGUCGCCCUCCGUCUUACGUGAUCAAGUACUUUGGCUUUGAGCUGGGUGCUCAGGCCAACGCCAAGCCCACCGAUGAUCGCUGGAUCAUUAACGGUGCCCAUGAUGCCCCCAAGCUUCAGGACUAUCUGGACGGCUUUAUCUCCAAGUUCGUGCUGUGCAAGAAAUGCAAGAAUCCGGAAACGGAUGUCAUCAUCAAGGAUGAAAAGAUCUUUUUGGACUGCAAGGCCUGUGGACAGCGCUCCGAGGUCGACUCCCGUCUGAAACUGAGCACCUUUAUCAUCCGCAACGGCGCGCAAGGCAAGGGAGGGAAGAAGGACAAGGCCUCGAAGAAGGCCCGUCGUGAUCGAAACAAGGAUAAGAAUGACACCGCGAAUGGCGACAAGGAUGGCAGCCCCGGAGAUAGCAACAACUCCGAGAACGGUGAUGAGGAGAACGAUGUCGCCCUGGAAGCAGGCAGCGAUGACGAACUCACUCGCCGUAUCAAGGCCGGUGCCAAGGACAUCGAGGCCGAGGAGAUCGAUGAUGAUGAAUGGGCCGUUGACGUGUCGGAGGAGGCCGUCAAGGCUCGUGCUAAGGAGCUCCCCGAUGAUCUCAAGCGCUCUUUGGUUCUCGAGGAUGGCGACGACGAGGGUGCCGAUGGCCCCUCUGCCUACGAUGAGCUUGGCAGCUGGAUUCUCAACGCCGCAUCUGAGAAGGGCGGUGUCACCGCUGUUAGCGACGUCGACAUCUACAUGAAGGCCAAGGAGUAUGGCAUUGAGAACAAGCACAAGACCCUUGCUGUUCUGGCCCAGACCAUCUUCGAUGAGAAGAUCGCCAAGCAGGUUCCUGCCCGUGCUGCCCUGCUGAAGAAGAUGAUCACCUCCGAGCGCCACGAGAAGGCCUUCCUUGGUGGAACCGAGCGCUUCGUUGGCAAGGAUCACCCUGAGCUGAUCGGCCAGGUCCCCGCUGUCCUGCUCAAGUACUACGAGCACGACCUCGUCUCUGAGGAGACCCUCAAGGCCUGGGGUUCCAAGGCUAGCAAGAAGUACGUCGACAUCUCGACCAGCAAGAAGGUCCGCAAGGCUGCCGAACCCUUCCUCGAAUGGCUCGAGAACGCCGAGAGUGAGGAAGAGAGCGAUGAGGACAGCGAGUAGAUCAGUGGCUCGGCUUGCCGUGCCCUCUGUCUGCUCAGUGGACAAUUUUCGGGACCUAUUGAUUUUGUCGCGUGAUUGUUUCGUUUGUUCCAACUGAUCUCCGCUCUUUUCGGAUGUGAUAGUUUCGCUCUGCCUAUUGUUUGUUCCAGAAGUUGAAAUAAGCUCAAAGAAAAAACAUUGGUUUUAAGUAGCUGCUAAUCAAUCGCCCUGCAUAUUUAUGCCUUAAUCGUCA